Molecule: messenger RNA, 294 nt
Organism: Sorex araneus (European shrew)
Lineage: Eukaryota; Metazoa; Chordata; Mammalia; Eulipotyphla; Soricidae
Product: cystatin-B-like
Exons: 1
Coding region: 1-294 (97 amino acids)
Cellular component (GO): cytosol
Molecular function (GO): cysteine-type endopeptidase inhibitor activity
Source: RefSeq, a predicted model, not a curated record
AUGGGCGGGGGGCUCACCACCACGCAGCCUACCAGCCCCGCCACCCAGGCCAUCGCCGACCAGGUCAGGGCCCAGCUGGAGGAGAAGGAGAACCGGAAAUUCAGCACCUUUAAGGCCGUGGAGUACAAGUCCCAAGUGGUGGCUGGAAGGAGCUACUUCAUCAAGGUUCGGGUGGACGAGGACGAGUUCGCACAUCUCCACGUGUUCCAGAGCCUCCCACAGGAGAACAAGCCCUUGGUCCUGGCCAAUUCCCAGAUGAGCAAAGCCCGGCACAAGGAGUUGACCUACUUCUAG